Molecule: messenger RNA, 1191 nt
Organism: Aspergillus pseudonomiae
Lineage: Eukaryota; Fungi; Ascomycota; Eurotiomycetes; Eurotiales; Aspergillaceae
Exons: 6
Coding region: 1-1191 (396 amino acids)
Source: RefSeq, a predicted model, not a curated record
AUGUUUGCUAAACACCAUCCGUUCUCUGUUGUAAAUGAGGUAACAUCCUGGAACUUUCGCCACGGAUGUCUGGAAAACUUACAACUCAAAGAAUGGUUGCAACAAACGGGGAGCUUCUCAAUCCCUAGCUACCCCCUUUCUGAACAGCCGACUGGGGGUAUUAGAUUACUGAUAUGCAAUUACACAUUAUUCGAGCGCACCUCGCUCGGGAUGUCCCGGGAGGACUACAAUUUAGUGGAAUCAAUGCUUGCCCUUCAUCCGGCCACCCUUUCAGCGCUUGAGGUAAAUGGUGGGAUGUUCUCGCCUAUUAUCCUCAAAGCGCCUCAGAAGUAUGAGAUCGCUAAUUACAUGCUUUCUCUCACACAUGAUACUUCAUCACAAUGGACCACAGCUCUCCUCGCGGGCGAGGAUAUCAUCGAUCUGUUCCCAUCAAUGGAAGACUAUCGCUCCGAACGGCCAUUCAGAUUCCAAGUCCCCGGAAGAACCAUCCGGACUAGUCUUGCCGAGUCUCCUGAGUUGUGGAACAAUCCUCUCACAUUGCCAUGUAUCCUUAUCACCGAUCACCUCAAGCGAGUACAACAAUUCUGUACCGGGUCUCUGACCCAACAGGUCAUGGUGAUCGAGGAACAUCUUGGGGUGACCAUGGUUGGCCGGAGGAACCAACCACGUUUUCGGGUGCCGACAAAUAGAACUCUCUCCAAAGAUGCGGAUAUGCUGAACCUGGGAAUACCGGUUGAUAGAUCUCAGACGCACUUUCUCACCGUUUCCAUUAACUCGAAGCUAACCAGUAUAUUAUUCACAAGACGCUCCCCGAAGUGGAACUACGAGGCGUCACAGUUUCUAUUAAACAUCAUGAAUGAGGCUUCUGGGGAAUGGCACGGCCAGCAUUCGCGCUAUAACCAAAUCAAUGAACUAAUUGAGCACAAUAUAUAUCUGGCCAAAUCUAUCGAGGAACAUGUGCUGUGCCUUCAGGCGCGGAUGGAGCUUCAGCUCGAUGUGCCGGGCGUCCCGCUCACUGCAAUCACUCUCGGAGGCUGGGCGCUCUGGUGGAAUUUCGAGAAACACAGGUACGAUGUACAUAUGAGGGAGGCAAAUGAAGGACUGUAUGAUUUCGGGCCACUGUGUAAGGCAUUCCGAGCAGAAGCACCAGGAUUCGUGUUCUUAAGUUCCGACGGCGUCCGACCAGGGUAG